AUGGAGCAGAGUGAGCACAGCCUGUCCUCUCUGGGCAGCCAGUGCAAUGGGAGAGAGAGGGGAGCUCCAGAGUUCAGGGAUGAGUGUACCAGGGAGGAGUGUACCAGGGAGGAGUGUAACAGGAAGGAGUGUAACAGGAAGGAGUGUACCAGGGAGGAGUGUAACAGGAAGGAGUGUAACAGGGAGGAGUGUACCAGGGAGGAGUGUAACAGGAAGGAGUGUAACAGGAAGGAGUGUACCAGGGAGGAGUGUAACAGGAAGGAGUGUAACAGGAAGGAGUGUACCAGGGAAGAGUGUACCAGGAAGGAGUGUAACAGGAAGGAGUGUAACAGGAAGGAGUGUACCAGGGAAGAGUGUAACAGGAAGGAGUGUAACAGGAAGGAGUGUAACAGGAAGGAGUGUAACAGGAAGGAGUGGAACAGGAAGGAGUGUACCAGGGAAGAGUGUAACAGGAAGGAGUGUAACAGGAAGGAGUGUAACAGGAAGGAGUGUAACAGGAAGGAGUGUAACAGGAAGGAGUGUAACAGGAAGGAGUGUACCAGGGAAGAGUGUAACAGGAAGGAGUGUAACAGGAAGGAGUGUAACAGGAAGGAGUGUAACAGGAAGGAGUGUACCAGGGAGGAGUGUAACAGGAAGGAGUGUACCAGGGAGGAGUGUAACAGGAAGGAGUGUAACAGGAAGGAGUGUACCAGGGAAGAGUGUAACAGGAAGGAGUGUAACAGGAAGGAGUGUACCAGGGAAGAGUGUAACAGGAAGGAGUGUAACAGGAAGGAGUGUAACAGGAAGGAGUGUAACAGGAAGGAGUGUAACAGGAAGGAGUGGAGGGAGGAGGUUAGCAGGGAGGGUUAA
Molecule: messenger RNA, 849 nt
Organism: Oncorhynchus masou masou (cherry salmon)
Lineage: Eukaryota; Metazoa; Chordata; Actinopteri; Salmoniformes; Salmonidae
Product: keratin-associated protein 4-9-like
Exons: 2
Coding region: 1-849 (282 amino acids)
Biological process (GO): chromosome condensation
Molecular function (GO): structural constituent of chromatin; DNA binding
Source: RefSeq, a predicted model, not a curated record